Hippocampus zosterae (dwarf seahorse) is the source of this 1735-nucleotide messenger RNA. It is a transcript of the gene apbb3, whose product is annotated as amyloid beta (A4) precursor protein-binding, family B, member 3. NCBI's taxonomy places the organism in Eukaryota, Metazoa, Chordata, Actinopteri, Syngnathiformes, Syngnathidae. The transcript has 12 exons. The record is from RefSeq and is a predicted model, not a curated record. Gene Ontology annotation, biological process: regulation of DNA-templated transcription. Gene Ontology annotation, molecular function: transcription factor binding; amyloid-beta binding. Bases 296 to 1639 code for a protein of 447 amino acids. Gene Ontology annotation, cellular component: nucleus; cytoplasm.
GGAGGAGAGCGGGAGGGAGUGGUUUUGUCUGCUCCAUCAGUGAGACAAGAAGACACUAUUACACAAGGACUCCAGACUGACGCCGUUGCCUUGGAAACAAAGACAUGCAGAGAAGUUGAAGAACCUUCAUUGGAGCCGACGAGUGUGUGUGUAUUUGCGAGUGAUGGUUUAUGACUGUGAGAGUGUGUUUCUGCGUGUGGGCCUAUGAGUCUGUGUGCGCGCGUGCGUGCGGUCGUGUGUGUGCGCGCGCGCGCGAGGUGCGUUCACUCUGGAGGGCAAGCGGCCGAUUGGAGCCAUGAUGGGAAAGGACUACACGUUGGCCAUCAUCAUUGUCAACUGUGACGACAACAUUUGGAGCGACCAGAACCUGCUGCUGGACCCGGACCUUCCCUCCGGUUGGAGGACCAUCCGUGACUCCACAGGAACCUACUACUGGCACGUGCCCACCGGCGCCACCCAGUGGCAGCACCCCCGUCUCGAGGAGAAGCCGAUGCUGCCGCAGCCUGACGCGCAGGCUGCACAAGGAGCAGCGGGCUUCGGGGCGAUCCCGCCUGACGCCAGGUCUUGGAGGUUGGACGACUCCCGUCACCAUGACAACAACUCGCAGCAGUGUUUCUCGGUGCGCUCGCUGGGCUGGCUGCAGGUGGAGGAGGACGACUUGUCGCCGGGUCGCAGCAGCCUCGUGGUGGGCAAUGUGAUCCAGCAGCUGUCUGGCUGCGGCGGCGGCCCCCCCGAGCAGACGGAUGGGUCGGGGACCUUGGGGGAGGGCCGCGAGAUGAGGCUGCUGCUGAAGCGGGACACGCUAACUCUGGUGGACCCGUUAGACUGCAGCGCCUUGUACAGUCAGCCAAUCGCCAACAUCCGGGUGUGGGGGGUGGGCAGCAACAACGGCAGGGACUUUGCCUUUGUGGCGGCCGACAAGGACAGCUGCGCGCUCAAGUGUCACGUGUUCCGCUGCGACGCCCCCGCCAAGGCCAUCGCGAGCGCGCUGCAUCGUAUGUGCUCGCAGAUGAUGUCCCGGCAGACGUCGCGCUCUCUCUCGGCGGACGGCAUCUCGCCCGAGGACCUGCCCCGACAAGUGGACUUCCUGGAGGCGGGGCCUGAGCGCAUCCACAAGUUUGACGUCCACUACGUGGGCAACCUGCCCGUGUCCUGCGCCAUGGGCAUGGAGGUGUUAAACUUGGCCAUCGAGAGCAUCAUGAACUCCACCCGCCGCCACGAGUGGGAGGCGAGCGUCGUCCAGGUGACUGACAACUUGCUGUCUGUCUUCAAGCAGGAAGGGGAGGAGCCAGUGUGGGCGUGUCAGGUGCGUUUCCUCAGCUUCCUGGGCGUCGGUCACGACAGCCGCACCUUCGCGGUCAUUGCGGACGGCGGCCGCCAGCGUUUCGAAUGUCACGUCUUCUGGUGCGAGCCGGACGCCGGCCUCUUGUCCGAGGCCGUCCAGGCGGCGUGCGCGGUGCAGUAUCAGAAGUGUUUGGUGGCUCAGACGCCGCCGCCCAGGAGCCGGCUCGAGGUGAAACGCGCCAACUCCAUGGACGGCGGUGCAUCGCCCCGCAAGACAAACGGCGGCCGCGGCGUUCGCAGGGGCAUGAUGGCCUUCUUCGACACCUUCCGCAACAAGCAGGCCGCCGCCUCGUAACCCCAAAAUGGAGGACGUCCCCAUCGGGCCAGCUUGGCUUGGACUUAUGUGCGGUCGCGGAUGCUCACUGACAAAAUAAAGUUCAUGUUGCUCUGA